Molecule: messenger RNA, 2059 nt
Organism: Trichoderma asperellum CBS 433.97
Lineage: Eukaryota; Fungi; Ascomycota; Sordariomycetes; Hypocreales; Hypocreaceae
Biological process (GO): transmembrane transport
Cellular component (GO): membrane
Molecular function (GO): transmembrane transporter activity
Source: RefSeq, a predicted model, not a curated record
CUCGAGCCGUCGUAAUUUAAUCACCCCCACUUGCCGCACUCACGAUAGAACCAAUCAAGUUCAGCGUCCAAGAAGUUAAUGUUAAGCUUAAUGGAUGGCUGCCUAUUCACGUAGUGAGGAGAAAACCUCUCGUCAGCUUCUGCUCAUGCAUCCGCAUGCUGCGAUGGGUUUAUAGCAAAGGCCCACAGAUGAGCACAACCCAAGCGCCGCUGAAUCUGCCUCCUGUUGAUGCUAGGAACAAUCCUCUAACAGCGACUCUAUCCCAAUAAUCCACGGCCAUGGAUCAUGUGGAUGAGCGAUCGCGUUUGCUCCCGCACCAGCCUGAUGAAGACUCGGGCGAUGCAUCCGCAGCGACUUCACCGCGGCCCGAAACCAGCGCAGCGUUUCCGCGCCGCAAUCUGAUCCAUUGCAUCCUCAUCCUCACCCUCAAAUUCUUGUUCCUGUUAAGCUUCAAUUUCCAGGUUGGCCCGCUGCUCACGGCGGUGCUCACGCGCAACGUCUGCCACCGCGAGCAUCCAGAGUUGGAUCCAGGCAGCCCCGAGUGCUUCAUCCACGGGGAGGUCAGGUCAGAGCUGGUGCUGUUUACAAGAUGGAACUACGCGUUGAAUAAUGUGCCGGGCAUUCUUACUGCUCUUCCGUAUGGGUUCUUGGCAGACCAGUACGGGCGAAAGCGCGGGUUAUAUCUAUCUCUCGUAGGCGUGGCCUUGGCACAAUUAUGCUCCAUUAUCAUCUACUUUUGGCCCGAUGUAUUUCACUAUCGACUGGCAUUGAUAUCGCCAUUUUUCAUGUUUAUCGGGGGAGGUAGUGUCGUCUUCUCGGCGUUACUCUUCGCGAUGCUGUCAGAUCUUGCCCCUGAUGCCUACCGUACUACGACCUUUUUCGGCAUGGCUGGUUCAGUGAUAGCUGCUGGGCAACUCGUCUCCCCUUUGGUUUCAAUAUUAUCACAGAAGAACAUCUGGCUCCCAGUCUUCAUCGGAGUCAGUCUCUACAUCCCGAUCGUUGCCAUUGCAUUGUAUCUCCCCGAGACUCUCGAUCGGAAGGCGUUGCCAGAUGUCGUGGCGCCAGACCUGGCCGACACUGCUCUGGACAACCAGGAGGCGCGCGAUAUAGAUGUUCAGAACCAUGACAGGCCUUCGUGGAUCCAUCGGUGGCGCUCGCUUACCGAAGGCACUCACAGGUUUCGAGUGGCUGCUCUAUCCAUGUUCUGGGGCGAUAGGCAGGUCACGUUCCUGCUGCUGACCGUUUUCCUCACAGUUCUAGGAGAGGGCGCGACUUACAUACAAUCCAAAUAUAUCACUAGGCGAUUUGAGUUGUCUUGGUCAACGAUUUAUUAUAUUAUAUAUUGCUGGGCUGCUCUCAGUGCCAUCCUGGUCCUACUUUUUCUCCCAGCAGUCAACUAUCAUCUUACGACAAAGAUGGCGAUGCCGCCGCAAAAGAGGGAUCUGCUUCUUGCACGGAUCGGCAUCAUUCUACUGAUCGUGGGAUAUCUAGUGGUGGGACUCGCUGAGACGAGCAGCCUUAUGCUGAUUGGUCUCGGUAUCUCAUGCUUCGGUUUUCCAUUAGAGUACAUUCUUCGUGGUCUACUUGCCCAACUGGUCGAGGCACAUAAGCGUGGUCUACUCUUCACUUCUAUUGCCCUGGUGGAUAACCUAGGUACUAUUUUUACUUAUCUGUUGAUGACUUUGUGCUUCGAUCUUGGCGAGGCUGGUGGUGGACGAUGGUUGGGUGUGCCGUUCUUAACAGCUACUUUCUUUUUUGCCCUUGCUACGCCUAUUUUAUACUACAUCCGUGUGAUGUAGUGCACUAUGCUAGCAGCGCGUCUUGGGAUAAUGAAGUAAACCAUCAAGACGGCAAGACAGACUCAUAUCUCCGACGACCUAUAAAUAAACAGAAAUUUGGAGGGUGAUAUGGGGAUACUUUCUUGAAUACAUUAUCCAAUAGCCAAUUGAAUUUAAUCUCGUCAGCGCCUUUCUUCUAUGUGUAGCCCUUGUUCAACUGAUCUGCAAGAAAUUUCAUGAUGGGAAACAUUUCCUCUCUGUCUCUUGGCAUAGCCACCUCU